Drosophila bipectinata is the source of this 397-nucleotide messenger RNA. RefSeq lists its product as uncharacterized. NCBI's taxonomy places the organism in Eukaryota, Metazoa, Arthropoda, Insecta, Diptera, Drosophilidae. The record is from RefSeq and is a predicted model, not a curated record.
CGUUCAAUUGCCUUCGAGUCGCUUUUUUAAGUGGUAGCCCCAAGACGCCCGAAUUUCCAGCAAGCUAUUCUGACGCAACCACGACACACCCCGACCCCGACCCGAACUUUUAUAUACUGAUUACUGAUAUAUAUAGACUGAAAUAUAUACGCUUCGAUCCCCAGUAGAUCACACCCUAAAUGCCUUUCGUCGAAAGAUUCCAACAAAUACGUAAUUUUGUUAUGAACGUUUGUCUCGCCGAGGCCAUCCAAUUCGUCCAGGACCUCUCGCACGCCAUCUGCCUCGACUUCCAGGGCCUGUUCAACCUCAAGUAGGAGGCCACCAAUCCUGGUGCCAAUCCAUCGCUCACCUCACGAAAUCACCCAUACACUCACCACACUCAUCCAUACACAUACCC